Molecule: messenger RNA, 1043 nt
Organism: Fomitopsis serialis
Lineage: Eukaryota; Fungi; Basidiomycota; Agaricomycetes; Polyporales; Fomitopsidaceae
Exons: 2
Coding region: 199-735 (178 amino acids)
Source: RefSeq, a predicted model, not a curated record
GUUCCCCGUUCCCCGUUCCCCGUUCCCCGUUCCCCGUUCCCGGAACGUAUCUCCCCGUGGAUCCGACUUUCUGCUUGACGCGGACGUAGCAGUCUGGAUUUGCUGCAGUCAAUACCACCGUGACGAUGCCACAACACAUGAUGCCCUCUUAUCUUCCACUGGAGCUUGUGGACGAAAUCUUCGAACAGCUGUCUAUAUAUGCUCAUGCUCAGGAUCUCGAUUUCGAUGCUGUUGCCAGUCUCACCAGUCGCAUUGCGCGUGCGGCUCUCGCUAGGUGUGCACCGGCGUCCCGUACCUUCCACGAGCAAGCAAUUAGAAUUCUCUGGAGGGAACAGCAGAUGGGCCAUGCUUGCGACGCUGUCCUGUCGAACUUUCAUCUCGGCUCUGUCAAGUGGCCUGAGCAGGACACCUGGGGAGGACUCCGAGGACCAGAGUCUGAUCUUGGCUGUCGCUUUACCUAUAAAUAUGUCACAGGGCCCAUCGCCACGGAGGAAUGGUCGCGCUUCGAGUACUAUGCUCAGUUCGUCACGGUCUGAUAGCACCGUCUGGCGGGUUGUCCGUCGUGCGCUGCCAAUUACCAGUGGGUCGUACGUAGUUGUCUCGCACGCAACGCCUGACGUACUGCGAGCCGCGCAGAACGCGGGAUAUCCUACAAAGCGCCUCAGGACGAGAAGUGAGCGUGUAGCGCAGCAUGAUGUGCGGAGGAUGGUGCUUCCGAGAGUUGGAAUGAGUUGAAGCGAGGAGCGACUCGGAUCACGAGCGCUUUGGCAGCAUCGCACAGAACGCGACACAGAGCACCGCGCUGCGCUAGGCAUCGCUCCCAACAAGUCGAGGAGCACGAUAGAAUGCAUGCGCAUCGUUUGAUUCCGCUUUGAAAGGGCCCGAACAGCGGAAUGAGGAUGGCGGCGGGCUGAGAGGAGUUGGCUGUGGGAGUUAGGGAACACGAUUUCUCGAUAGAUGUGCGCGGUUGGACAAAUAAAAGGAGAAUGGACCUCUGUAAACUAAAAAUCCGCAGAAAGCCUGGCGAUGGGAGGACCGGCAGC